This is a messenger RNA of Oreochromis aureus, 2235 nucleotides long. RefSeq names its product kelch-like protein 41b. NCBI's taxonomy places the organism in Eukaryota, Metazoa, Chordata, Actinopteri, Cichliformes, Cichlidae. Bases 111 to 1934 code for a protein of 607 amino acids. The record is from RefSeq and is a predicted model, not a curated record. The transcript has 6 exons. Gene Ontology annotation, molecular function: protein binding.
CUUUGCUCUGCCUUUCCAGCCAGCACUGACUGCCAAGAGGACCUGUGGCCACUGUCUCUUUCCUCUCUCCACCAACUCCUUUGUUCUCCUACUGUUUACCUUCUGACACCAUGGACCCCAACGCCAUCAAGGAGGAGCUGCGCCUGUUUCAGAGCACCCUGCUCCAGGACGGCCUGAAAGAGCUUUUGAAUGAGAACAAGUUUGUGGACUGUCACCUGAAAGUAGGCGAUCGUAGCUUUCCCUGCCAUCGGCUGAUCAUGGCUGCCUGCAGCCCUUACUUCAGGGAAAUAUUCUUUACUGAAGAUGGGAAGGAGGUGGAGAACACCAAAGAGGUGGUCCUUGAGGAUGUUAACCCUUCCAUCCUGGACAUGAUUAUUCAGUACCUCUACUCAGCUGAAAUUGAUCUCACCGAUGACAACGUUCAGGAUAUAAUUGCUGUGGCAAACAGGUUCCAGAUCCCUUCUGUCUUCACAGUGUGUGUAAACUACCUUCAGAAGAAGCUGUCCUUGGGUAACUGCUUGGCCAUCUUUAGGAUGGGCCUGGUGCUCAGCUGUCCCAGGCUCGCCAUCACUGCACGCAACUACAUUGCUGACCGCUUUGAACUCCUUUAUAAGGAAGACGAGUUCCUAAAACUCGCUGCCCAUGAACUGUUUGCCAUUAUUGGUGGAGACUCGUUGAAUGUUGAUAGAGAGGAACUGGUUUUUGAAGCCGUCAUGGCCUGGGUCCGCCAUGACAGGGAGAAACGCCUCAAGGUCCUGAAGGAUGCUUUCAACUGUAUCCGGUUCCGCCUCCUGCCAGAGAAAUACUUCAAAGAGAGAGUGGAGACUGAAGAGAUUAUCAAAGCUGAUCCAGAGCUUCAGAAGAUGAUUCAGGUCAUCAGGGAUGCUUUCAAGGGCAAACUGCCAGAGAAACCCAAGAAGAAUGAGGGAGAGGAGGGGGCCAGCAAGGAAGGAGGUGAAGAGGAGGACAGUCCAUUCCCUGGAUUCCUGAAUGACAAUCGCAGACACGGCAUGUAUGCUCGUGACUUCAUCCUGAUGAUCAAUGACACGGCAGCAGUGGGAUAUGACGUCAGUGAGAACGAGUGCUUCCUGGCAGCCAUGUCCGAGCAGGUGCCACGUAACCACGUUAGCCUGGUGACAAAGAAGAACCAGCUAUACAUCAUUGGAGGACUCUUUGUCGACGAGGAAAACAAGGAUGUUCCUCUGCAAUGUUAUGUAUAUUUGUUGGAUCCGUUCAGCUCAGACUGGAUCGCACUGCCCCCAAUGCCUUCUCCAAGAUGUCUCUUUAACAUCGGAGAGAGCGAGAACCUGCUGUUUGCUGUGGCUGGAAAAGACCUCCAGUCCAAUGAAUCACUGGAUAGCGUGAUGUGCUAUGAUACUGAGAAGAUGAGGUGGAGCGAGACCAAAAAGCUUCCUCUGAAGAUCCACGGCCAUGCAGUUGUCUCCCACAAAGGGCUGGUCUAUAGCAUUGGAGGAAAGACGGAUGACAACAAAGCCCUCAACAAGAUGUUUGUGUAUAACCACAAACAGUCAGAGUGGAGGGAGCAGGCAGCCAUGAAGACACCCAGAGCCAUGUUUGGAGCAGUUGUCCACAAUGGCAAGAUCAUAGUGGUUGGUGGAGUCAACGAGGAAGGCCUCACUGCCUCGUGUGAAGCCUAUGACUUUGCAACGAACAAGUGGGAGCCCUUCACAGAGUUUCCUCAGGAGAGAAGCUCUGUCAACCUAGUGAGCAAUGGUGGCUCCCUUUACGCUGUGGGUGGCUUUGCUAUGGUUCAGAUGGAGAACAAAGAGGUGACUCCCACAGAGGUCACUGAUGUCUGGCAGUAUGAGGAAGACAAGAAGCAGUGGAGCGGCAUGCUGAGGGAGAUGCGCUAUGCUGCUGGAUCCUCCUGUGUUUCUAUGCGCCUCAAUGCUGCAAAGAUGCCUAAACUGUAGACAGAGGCAGUUUUUUUCUUUCUUACACAUCCCCAUCAUCAACACCUUCUGUCACCCUCUCCUCCUCAAGCGAGCUACCCCCUGGCCACCUAAUCCUCUCUACUCAGAUUUCUGUGCGUCAAGUUGAACUUUGACAUUCAUUUUUUUCUGAACUAAGAUGAUUUUUAUCUCUACAAUAAAACACUUGCUUCUGGACUGCGCCAUCCCGAUAGUGAAUAGAAGUCACAAUUUAGAGUGAUUUCUAUUCACUGUUUAAUCAUUUCUAGCUUCCCUUUUGUAAAAUAAACAUUUGUAAACCUCA